CACCUGUCCUCCACCUGAGUAUCAGUACCAACCAGCAUCAGUGCAUCAUGGCAGCGCGGAGGUUCUUCGUGGGAGGAAACUGGAAGAUGAACGGGAACAAGGAGAGUCUGGAACAGCUGAUCUCCACCCUGAACACCGCCAGCCUGCACGAUGAGACCGAGGUGGUGUGUGGCGCUCCCUCCAUCUACCUGGACUUCGCUCGGUCCCAUCUGGACCCAAAGAUCGGCGUCGCGGCCCAGAACUGUUACAAGGUGGCCAAGGGAGCGUUCACAGGGGAGAUCAGCCCGGCUAUGAUUAAAGACUUCGGGGUGGACUGGGUGAUCCUGGGACACUCUGAGCGUCGCCAUGUGUUCGGAGAAAGUGACGAGCUGAUUGGCCAGAAGGUGGCUCAUGCUCUGGAGAACGACCUCGGGGUGAUCGCCUGCAUCGGGGAGAAGCUUGAGGAGCGCGAGGCCGGCACCACAGAAGAAGUCGUCUACGCUCAGACGCAGGUCAUUGCAGAUAAUGUGAAGGACUGGGGGAAGGUGGUGCUGGCUUAUGAACCAGUGUGGGCCAUCGGCACCGGCAAGACGGCUUCACCUGAACAGGCUCAGGAGGUGCAUGAGAAGCUGAGAGCGUGGCUCCGAGCCAACGUGUCGGAGGACGUAGCCGACUCUCUGCGUAUCAUCUACGGAGGUUCGGUGACGGGGGCUAACUGCAAAGAGCUGGCGUCUCAGGGUGACGUGGACGGCUUCCUGGUGGGCGGAGCCUCUCUGAAACCCGAGUUUGUCGACAUCAUCAACGCCCGCGCGUAACGGACUCAGACGCCCGAUGACCUUUGACCUUUAGGGUUAGAUCUCAGCUGACUGGGCCGACUCAUCACAGACAGACGAGU
Molecule: messenger RNA, 874 nt
Organism: Scomber japonicus (chub mackerel)
Lineage: Eukaryota; Metazoa; Chordata; Actinopteri; Scombriformes; Scombridae
Gene: tpi1a
Product: triosephosphate isomerase 1a
Exons: 7
Coding region: 48-794 (248 amino acids)
Biological process (GO): glycerol catabolic process; glycolytic process; gluconeogenesis
Cellular component (GO): cytosol
Molecular function (GO): triose-phosphate isomerase activity
Source: RefSeq, a predicted model, not a curated record